UUGAAAUUGGCCUAAAUAAGGAAGAGAUUGGAAUGGAAGAUCGGUUUGACAGAGUGUUUGAGAAGCUCUCGGAGGAGGCAAGAGAAUUGUAUCUAUCAAAGAAUAUUCCUGUUCUAGACUCCCCUCCCACCCCAUUGAUUUUCCUUCGUGAAUAUGUAUCAAAAAACCGCCCCAUGAUCAUAAGAAACGCUUUUGACAACUGGCCUGCUUUGUCGAAAUGGACAAAUGAUUAUCUUAAGAGUGAAUUAGGAUCGACACAGGUUACCGUCACAGUAACACCAGAUGGCUACGCAGAUGCUCCUUCGGGUGAAUUAUUCGCUUUACCGGAAGAAAGGCUAAUGGAGUUUAGUACAUUUGUAGAAAUUUGGGAAAAGAAAUCGGCAAAUGGGGUGUUCUACGUUCAGAAGCAAAAUUCAAAUUUCACGGAUGAGUUUGAUAAACUCCUAAAAGAUGCGGACCACCAUGUUUCCUGGGCUUCAGCGGCUUUUGGUACAGAUCCAGAUGCAGUAAAUAUUUGGAUGGGGAAUUCUGAAUCAGUAACAUCAAUGCAUAAGGAUCACUAUGAGAAUUUGUAUGCUGUAGUCAGAGGACAGAAAACUUUUAUACUCCACCCUCCUACAGACAUUCAUUGUAUUCCAUACAAGACUUACAAGCUUGCUCAGUAUAAAGAAAAUGUAACUGGAACAUUUGACCUUAUUGAACUGUCCAGCAAAAAGCAAAAUGAAUAUAAGGAACUCAAUAAGGAUAAUAUGUCUUUGAAAGUAAAUGGUAGUGGGAGCCCAGACUACCAGGGUCUUUCUUUGCAGAAUAUUGAAAGAUGUGAAUCAAAUGAUCAGAGUAUACCAAAAGAGGAUGAUUGUGACUCAGUGUCAUGGAUAGCCAUUGAUCCAUUGAAGCCUGACCUUAAAAGGUACCCUAAAUAUGCAAAGUGUGAGAAAUAUGUUGCAAAAGUUGAAGAAGGACAGUUGCUGUACUUGCCAUCUUUGUGGUUCCAUCAUGUUACCCAGGCUGAUCAAACAAUUGCAGUCAAUUUCUGGUAUGAUAUGGAAUAUGACAUAAAAUACAAUUAUUUUAAAUUUGUUGAGGAAGUUUCUAACAUAGUUAACUCAAAAUGUGAUAGCUAGUCUUUACAUGGAAUCAUGACAGUUUUUCCUUUAAGGCCAAGAAAAUCAAAAUGAUAUGUUAUCCUUCUACUCCUAUAAUACUUACCCUAAUUGAUUGGGUUUCCAAAAUGUUUAGUUUACUUUUAUUAUUCAUAUAGGCUUUCUGGAUGCUGAAGUAAUUGAUACGUAAUCAGGAGCAUCAGCAAUGUCUCUCUGCUUCCCCAGAAAUGUUCGGGCUUCAUGGAUAUCAAUCAAAUAUUUUGAUUUCUGACUUGGCAGAGUAGAUGUAUAAAACAUUUAAUGACUUCAGCAACCAUGAAGUACAAUCUUCUUUCUUCUGGCAGGCUUGGAAAAUUUUUGAAAUUUUUGAAAUUUGUUUGCAAUUUAGUACUUCCUUUGAUGUAAGCUACAGAAAAUAUGAAUGUUGGUAACUUUAACAUCUGUCCCUAAUCAUGGGAAUAUUUCAACCCAAGUCAUUCCACAGGUAUAUCACCCCCAAGGUUUGUAAAGUGCCCUUUUUGUAGAAGUAACCACUAUGAAAAAUUGUCCUAUUUUCUGCAGCUUGCUGCCUCUUUCUACCAGUGUCCCUUUCAGAAGCUUUAAAAUGCUUCUGAACUCUUUUAUCUAGCACCAUCCUUGCUAGCAAUUUAGAUGAAAAACUGUAACAAGCAUUUAAAAAAUCGAUAAUAAAGAAAAUUCAUGCAAAUACUACUUAUUGUAGUAUCUUGUAUAAUAGGGUUUUUAUCAAAUAUUUUUGUACUGAAAGUUUUCUGGUUUUCUUUCAAACUUCAAAAUUGCUGUACAAAUCUAACUUUCCUAUUCAGCCACCAAAACACCUAAAUUAGGGUCAAGAAGGUAAACUAGAAAAUCACACGCAAAUUUUGUUGAAACUUUCUUUGCCUAUUGUUAAGAUAAACUUUGCUGGUAAAUGUAUACUUGAAUGUAAACAAAAAAUGUGUUUCCUGCAAUGCUAAUUGGGAUUGCUGACCGUGACUUGACUUUAGCCACACCACCUGUAAACAGUAAACUCUGAAACUUUUAUUCACAAUGCAAAUUAAAAAAUGAUGAAUUAUAUUUUAAUUAUUUACAAAGUUUUACGUGGUACUACAAUAUAAGUUUGAUAUAAAAUUGCACACUAAACUUAUCUCAUGCUUGUUUUGUCGUAAAAAUCUAAACUGAUGUUGUGCACGUUUGUACACUAGACUUUCAAACGUGGGUACAAUGUAGCAUCACCUUCAACACUUUUAAUUCUAGGUUGGCCCAACCUAAGGGCUGACCUUGAUACACUUAUGGGUAGCUUUCCUUUGUCGAUCUUCUUGCCAUUUUAUGGUUGUUUUGCCAAAAUAAGAACAGGAUGUCCCAACCAUAUAUUAGAAUGUACAAUGUUUCACGAUUUGGUAGCCUCUCAACCUGUUCCUUUUGAUUCCUUCAAACGUAAUGUAACAAUUAUGAGGCAAGUGCUCAGGUCACCUUUUCUUUAGUACUUGAACCAUUUGUGUUAUAAACUUUAGAAGGACGCUGUCACAGGAAAUUGUUUCAUUUGUAAGGCAAAGUGCAAGCAGCCAGCAACGCUUACCUUAACACUGUUCUUUUUAAUAGACACACUAAUUGUUUAGUUAAUCGGAGGGAUGGAAAAGUUUUCUAGAUGACUGUAACGGUAGCUGAAAGUGCAGGUGUCACACUGUCUUUGGAGAAGAUGCCUUUAACUCUCCGGUAACUUCUUUUCAUGAAUGCGUUUAUAUCUUGGUGCAUUCUUGCAUAUAUGAAUGGAUUCAAGCAAUUGUUUACUAGUAGGAGAACUAGCGUGAAUUCCGUCAGAAUCUCGAACAUAUGUAGCUCUGCUAAAGAUUUCACUCCUCGGAAAACAAAUAUUUUCAGCAAGAUUGCCAACGGCAUUGUACACAGAAAGAACAAAGUCACGAUGAUAAGGAACAUUUUAACUGCUCGCGUGUUCUCUAUAUAAUGUUGUGAAAGACGACGCCUCGCCUUCGAAGCAACUCUGAGAGCUUUAAUGCACAGGACAUAGAGUGCAAUUAGAGCAAUUAGAGGGACGACAAUUGUUAAGCUUGACCAGGCCAUUCCAUAGUACAGUAUAACGGUGAGUGGUACUUUCAGAACAUCGUAUGUGUAGAGAUAAAUUGGUAGAUAUGAAAGAAAAGAAAUUGCCCAUGUACAGCAUAUUGCUACUGCUUUCGUCUUCUUUGAAAUUCGGGACUGUAGUGGUUUUGUUAUAGCUCUGAAAAAAUUGAAUAUUUCACUGUUUAUGUUGAACUAUAUCAUUGUUAAGAUAUUUAUGACUGUUUUUAGACUACGUUGCACCUGAUAAUAAUUAUGAAAUAUUCCAAGCUUCAAUGGUAGAAGACGUUUUCUGGGCAAUGUUCCUUAAGGAUACCAAACAAAACUGGUCUUCAAUGGAGCAAUACGAAUAUUCCUUAUACCUAAUGUUACUUUGAAACUUACACACUGCCAUGUUAGUGAUAACUAAACAUCACAAUAUUACAUCCUUUUUUGAAGAACAUACCGAGGAUUGAUUUGCUUAAAAAAUAAGGCUAAGUAAAAGCAUGAAUCAGAUGAAGAUUUUAGAAUAUAGAAAGAAUUAAUAUUUUAUAGAAUGUAUUUGUAGAAAAAAAUUAAAGAAAGAAUAACGUUUGGACACUCACGCCUUCUAAAAUACACUCCUAAAAGUUAAAUUAUUUGUUUCUUAUGAAAAAAUUUGAAGGCUACAUUCCGUUGGAAUGCUAACACGACAUCAUUUUUCACUCGCUAGGGCUUUAUUAUAACACUCUAUUGUUCUGGGGCACAGUAUAUUUAUGCACAUAUCUAGUGUUAUCUAAGCACAAAAUACUGUUAAAGGUAAAAGAGACAGGCCUUUUCAGGUUAAAGGUCUAGAGAAUAACUGAAGAAGAAUCGCUAAACAAACAUAAUGAUUCAACUUUUAUUGCAGCAAAUUCUGCAGGGCUCAUUUUCCUACGUACUGUAGACAUUUGCUGUGAAUAAAUUCAUUCAAAUUUCCUUACCUGUGUCUCUCUACCGCGAUUGAUACCAAAGUCCAUGAUGAUACUGUACCAGACAUUCUACCUAGAUAAAUGUUAAUAUGGUACCACACGUACGCAUCGUACCGCUUCGAUGAAAUGCCAUAGUAGUUUGGGUAGAUGAUAUAUGUAACUGGUGACGUCAUGGAUACCAUUAAGUCGGCCACAGCGAGGGAGAUAAUGAACAUAUCACUGUCUUUUUUAUGCUUCUUCGUUCCUGUUUUAAGAUACAGUUUGUUAAUAACCCUGGUUUAAAUCAUCAUGUACUGCACAUUUCUGUGUUGAUUCUUGAUGUGUGCUAUGCAGCUUUUUAUGUGGAUAUUUUAAUUUGGGAACCUUCCAACCCCUUUUUCUGUUUGGCCCCUGCACGUUAGAAAGGUCUUGUACACGCUCCUAACUGUAUGACAUACGGCAAAUCUAAUCUCUUUCCUCUCAAACUAAUAUUAGGCAAGUGCGGUCUAAAAACCACCUUUUUGGCAAAUCUUAAAGCUUUAUUGAUUUUUUUCAUGCAAUUCAAGUGUAGCACUGAUUAGCACAAAAGUUAGUUAAUCAGCACACAUACACACAACCGGUACUUAAUCAGUUUGGUCUUUGCUCAACCAAUUUGGAAAUACCUCUUCCCUAGCCAAAAUGUGAAUUACAAAAUCGACGAACUUCAACAAGAUUUGAAAGAAGAGGUCCCAAUCAUAGAGCUGUUUAAACCUACUCCCUAGUAAAACCUACUGAACUUACUGGAGCUUUCUGGAAAGGAAAAUCUUACUGGAGCUAACUUAAUUUACCACAAUGUAACUUCACUUGGAAAACUCCUUAAUGGUAACUGGAGCAGUAGCGUACCCAAGGGGGGAAUAGGGGGGGUCAACUUUUCUAAAAUAUGGUCCUUGAGAUUUGUCCAAUAACGAUGUAAAACUCAUGGAGGGGGGAAGGUGGGAUAGAAUACUGUAUGCUUGUGUCAAUAACAAUUGAAAAGUACUUUGCCAUUUACCGUUGCUAGCAUGAAUUGAAUAAUGUGAAAAAUUUUGCAGAAAGAGCGUAUCUCUGCAUUCGUGAGUGUUUGAAGGGCGUGGUCCAAAAACAUUAUCCCCAGACCCCCCACUGCUGCUGCCAUGCGUACGCCACUGAACUGAAGCUAACUUACCCAGUACCCAACAAACCAGAGAGUUUCCAAGUAUUCCAAGAACAGCGACUAAGAUGUAGAAGAAAAGAAAAACUGGUCGUUGAGCGAAAACUUGAUCACCAGAAGCCAUGAUUUUCAGCUUGUACUAAAAUGCUUCUAUUGAUCAAAACCUUGAUGCUUCAGUUGAGAGCGCAACGAAUUUUCUAUUUACUUCCAUUUCCAGUUGGUUUAUAAACUAAAAAACAUCAGGUAAAUAAUUAAAAAGACGUAAAUUUUUCCAAGCAAGUUUCGAUUGAACAUGCUACCUUGCACUGGAAAACAAGCUUUUCAAACUAUCUGUAAAGAAAUACAAAUUAUUUCGAUAGAAUAUCUUGUUUACAAUUACUCAAUCAAUUAGAUUUAGUUUUCCAGUUUACUCUCAUUUUCCUAUAAGAGGCCGGCCUCAAGAGAAGUGUUUUCAGGGUAGCGAAGAAUGAAUCAACAAAAACACACAUAGAAAUGCUUAUGGCAACAAUCAUUGAAAAUUCAUAUUUUUGCAUUACGUUGUUGGCUUCAUACAAUUUCAGCGAGUGAUCUCAAUCGCUCAGUGAAAAUACUGUUUUGCUUUUUUAGGGAUUUAAUUGGCUCUCGUGCCCAAUCUUCUUUCCUAUGACUACAUAACAAAUACUUGCGCUAUAUAUCCGACCGAUUCUUCAAUGUAACAUGAUAAUGACAACAAACUAAGUAAGAACUGAAAAGGUAUUAUAAAGCACAAUAAACAUUUUAUUUACCUAUUUCAAGGUCGAAAAUUUAACAUCAUCAAGAUUAAGAUCAAAUUUUUUUGGCUAAAAUCGAGCUGUCAUUUUUUCCAAUUCUAAACUCUCUACGCGCAAAUCCCUGCUAACCAGAUCAAUGAUUUACACCGCAAAUUCCUUGCCAUCCACAUAUACCGAAAAGUCUGUAUCGAUUAAAUGUCAUGAACACUGAUCUCAACAAGAGACUGGAUCGAGCUUCUCCAGCCCAGCAUUGAUUCCACAUUGCAGCAUCCAUCUUGAGACCUGGCCGUGUUGUAUGAGAUUAGAGAGAAAUUUUGAUGGUUUUAGUUCAACUUGCUUUUUCAUAGUAAAAUUGAAAGUAACCGUUGAAACAAAAACUUGCAUCAUUCGUAAGAGACGUUAAGCAGACGUUAAGCUUGUGUAACAAAGAAUCCACUGUUCACUUAUUUUCCUGGGCCUGUUGCAAGGCCUACUUUAAGAAAUUUUUAAUACUGCACAUUUUUAAUUGUAUUUUAAUAGGAAAUUUUUUUGCUGCAAUCAGUGCAAACCCUUGCGAACCCCAGAUGUCUUAGCCACGUGCCCCAAAUUUUGAACACGUAUAUAGGCCCUGAUGCAGAAAUCACAAACAGACAGACGAUGAUAUAAACAAUCAACAAUAACACUUCAAAACAGCCACAAAACAAACAAACAGUAGCUACAAAACUUGAAUAGAACCAUAGUCACUUAUCUCUUGUAAACAACGGAGUCACUAUCUCAUGUUUUGUCUGGACAGUACAACUAAAAGGUUUUAUUAGGCUCUUUAUCGUUCUUUUUGUUAAGUUAAAUGAGCUUCUGUUAGAUGCCCAGAACAUGAUAGGGCAACUGAUACAUUGUUACUAAAUGUUUUGUCUUCGACAAGAUCAAAUUACGAAAUUUGCAGCAAUGCUGACAUUUACAGUAGAUGUUAUGUUUUUGGUUCCUGGGCAUUUCGUUUUGUUUCAAGUUUUGAUAAGAACGACUUUCCGAUAGUCAAGCGAGAUUUACAAUACACGAACUCUUUAUCGAACUGACGAGGAAAAUGCACAUUUUGUGAACAAAGCAGGAAUCCGGGAUAGCCGCAAAUAGACAUUUUCACAAAUCCCAAAAUUCAAUACUGCAUAUUUUCGAAAUCAAUACUGCACGUUUUAAAAUUAAAACUGCACAAAAUGUGUAAUACUGCACACUCAAAUAGGCCCUGGCAUGUUGUAUCUUAGAAUAUUUAAAAAUUUAAUGAUUAAUGCACAAUUUAAGGCGUAGCACUGUGUGUGCGCCGUUUUAACAAAUGGCAGCCCAAAGCUUUAGGCGCGAGAGGUCUCAAGAUGAGAGACUCGAUUAGCUUCAUCGUGCUGAUGUAAGAGAACAAUAGCGUAAUGCUUGAAUAAGCGCCCGGGCGCAUAUUUAAUUUUUGAGAAUCCAGGGUUGGGGUUUAUUUGAGAGAGGCGCUUAAUCAAGAGUGGCACUUAUUUAAAAAGUAGAUUUGGGUGCAAAUUGUGUUGUUCAUUAAUCUUUCUUGUUGAAUUGCUUUCCAAUUGUGUUCUCGUUGAAAAUUCGAAUAAGCGCCCAUUUCUGAAGGUUGAAGGAUGGACGCUUCUUCGAAGGGAGUCCUUAUUCAAUAACUUCACCUCUAGGGUGGGCGCUUAUUCGAGGAGGGCUCUUUUUUGAGGGGGGGGCGCUUGUUCUAGGCAUUAUGGUAGGUUGUUCGAUCCAUACUUUUUUUGAGAUCAGUGGUCAUGACUCAGGUCUGCCUCGAUGGGAGUCCUUUGUAUUGAGAUCUUUCUUAAUUCUACUCUAUGCCCAUUGAUUCCCGUUGACUUAAAUGAACUUUCUCAAUUAAUUUCCAUUGAUUCCCGUUAAAAUUGUGGUAAAAAAUAAAACACUUGCUUAUGUAUAUGUUAUUAGCCUGCAUGCAGACUCAAAAUUCCCUUUCAACUAUAUAAUAUAUAUUUUCACUAUGAUAUUUUGUAGAGGGGAAUCUGGCUUUUAAAAGGGCUGCCUCGCUUUGGUGACGAGACACUAAAAAACGAUAGGCCUAGAUUCACAAAAUUUGUCCACGUUUAAACCAAAACAUCACAAUGAGUUACUUUUCUUAUAUCAAUCAUUUUGUUGCAAUAGUUGGGGCACUUUUCCUCCGAUGGACUGUUUCACUUAAUCCGUACUCAGG
Messenger RNA from Rhopilema esculentum, 8183 nucleotides. The record is from RefSeq and is a predicted model, not a curated record. Lineage: Eukaryota; Metazoa; Cnidaria; Scyphozoa; Rhizostomeae; Rhizostomatidae.